Molecule: messenger RNA, 681 nt
Organism: Xyrauchen texanus (razorback sucker)
Lineage: Eukaryota; Metazoa; Chordata; Actinopteri; Cypriniformes; Catostomidae
Exons: 6
Coding region: 1-681 (226 amino acids)
Source: RefSeq, a predicted model, not a curated record
AUGGAGGACUUUGGGUUGCAGGAGCAACACCUCUCUGAUGCACAGGCCUUUGAUACCCUGGAAGCAGUACGCGUCUUCACAACUCCGAGACAAAUUGUAGGCGCUACUGAACCGGAGCAAGGACUAACCUCGCCUCAUAACGAGGCCGUGACCUCAUAUUUGCUCGGAGCUAUGUCUGCAAGUCCAGAUUUACAUGAUGCUGAUAAUGACGACAUUUUGUCUGCCUGUAAAACAUAUUACGAGACCGUGCGCAGGAGCUUCAGGUACAAACAACCAGAUCUUGCAUCGCAGGCGGAAGCUGUGAAGAGUUCAGCUCGGAGUCGAGCGAGAAGAAAGAGGCUGCUAGAAGCGAGACAGAGUGUGCUGGCUGAGGAUGAGGUGGGCCUUUGGAAGUGCGCUACAAUAGACGUAAUGUCGGAUGAGGAAGACGGCAUCGUUGGCGGGGUGUCUGGAUGGAUUGUGCGACCUCCGUCUUUUCGCAGCCAGGAGCUCACAGAACUCUGUGCCACACUGCAGUCUAGAUUAGAGGCGAUGCCAAAAUACAGGGCAACGCACCACAGACGUCUGCAAAAUGGACCAAAUUCGGACCGAAUUACCUACAGCUCCGAAGCUGAAAACAGACACUUCAUGAAAACCACACUAAUACAAUCAGAAUUCACAAGAAAGAAGAAUAAAGAAUAG